GGACAUAUUAAAGUCGAUCAAUGGAUCUGGUCUCAUCCCCGGUGGGUUUUUCACCGCCUCAUUAGAGCUCUGGUUUCCGUGAAACGUCCGAAAUUUCAAUUUGAUCUACUCUUCUAUUCUUUUUUUCUUCUUUUAAUUAGAGAGGUUUGGGUAGGGUUUGGAGCUGUAAAUCUCUGGCGAGCUGCAUUUGUGUGCUGUUCGACGUUCAGUAGCGGAGAUCGUCUGGUUUUUGGGAGAGGCAUCCAAAGAACUUGCAUUGAAUCAUGGACAAGAAGUAUCCGAUUGGACCUGAGCAUUAUACUCUUUACGAGGAGGUCGGCAAUGGAGGCAGCGCAUCUGUUAAUCGGGCUCUCUGUAAUCCCUUAAACGAGAUUGUAGCUAUCAAAAUCCUUGAUUUCGAACGCGAUAACUGUGAUCUGAGUAAUGUCUUCAGGGAAGCUCAGACAAUGAUCUUAGUGGACCAUCCCAAUGUUCUAAAAUCUCAUUGCUCUUUUGUUAGUGAUCACAAUUUGUGGGUUGUCAUGCCUUACAUGGCUGGGGGUUCCUGUCUUCAUAUAUUGAAAGCCGCUCAUCCAGAUGGUUUUGAAGAAGUUGUCAUUGCCACUAUAUUGCGAGAAGUGUUAAAGGGCUUAGAGUAUCUUCAUGACCGUGGCCAUAUUCAUCGUGAUGUGAAGGCUGGGAACAUUCUCUUAGAUGCACAGCGUGGUAUUAAGCUAGGAGACUUUGGCGUCUCUGCUUGCUUAUUUGAUUCUGGUGACAGAACACGCAUGAGAAACACAUUUGUUGGUACUCCUUGUUGGAUGGCACCAGAGGUAAUGGAACAAUUGCAUGGUUACAAUUUCAAAGCAGAUAUUUGGUCUUUUGGUAUAACUGCUUUGGAGCUUGCACAUGGGCAUGCACCUUUCUCAAAAUAUCCACCAAUGAAGGUACUGUUAAUGACAUUGCAAAAUGCGCCUCCUGGCCUUGAUUAUGAGAGAGACAAGAAGUUCUCGAAGUCGUUUAAGCAGAUGAUUGCUAGUUGUUUGGUAAAAGAUCCUUCAAAAAGGCCCACAGCUAAAAAGCUGUUAAAGCAUUCUUUCUUCAAGCAAGCUCGGUCAAAUGAUUAUAUAGCAAGAACAUUGCUGGAGGGCUUGCCAGAUCUUGGUGACCGACUUAAAGCUUUGAAGAGAAAAGAAGAAGACAUGAUGGCACAACAGAAGAUACCAGAUGGACAGAAAGAAGAAAUGUCUCAGAAUGAGUAUAAGCGGGGGAUAAGUAGCUGGAACUUCAACCUAGAUGAUCUAAAGGCCCAGGCUUCUUUGAUUCCAGAAGAGGAGGCAAUUUCCGAAAAGGAUCCUGGUGGGGACUCAAAUUCAUACACGGGGCAUGACACCCCUGAAAAACUUCAAAAUCAGCUCUUUUCGGUUAACCGAGUUCCAAAGCUUCAACAUCAGUUUUCAUUUUUAAGUCAAAGUUCGGAUGCAGAGAUUGAUGAUAACAAUCAAUCUGCUCCUCUUUCACCUGCUAACAGUACAUCCACUUGUAAUGUGUCUAAAUGUGAAAAAUCAGAUGAUGACAUUAAAAGCAUUCCCAGUGAAAUGUAUGACCAUGAAACUUCGCGAGGCUGUUCUCUUUCCAACACUUACAUUGAAAACAAUUUACUUGGAAAAUCUGAAUUAGAAAAUGAUGCAAAGUUCUCAAAUGGCACACCUGCAUGUUCAUGGCCUAGGGAUAAAGUUCCACCUCAAAACAUAUCAGCUCCCAAUGGUGUUUCCGUUCCUCAAAUAGUAGAUCAAAUGCCAGCUGAAACCUGUAACAAGCCUUUGAUAACAUCUGGUAAACAUGAAGAUGAGAAUACAAAAGGCCAUGUUGUUCAACAAAAAGGACGUUUCAAAGUUAUGUCUGAGAAACUUGACUCAGAAAUGGUUGCUCCAGCUCCAGUACUACAGAAAAGCCAUAGCAUGGCGGUGAUUCCUCAACAUCCACCCAUGUCUCAUUCAUUGUCUACGGAUGCUAUGCUACCAAAUCUUCAUUCACAUGCAUUUCUUCCAGUAUUGCAAAAUAUGUUGCAGGCAAAUAUUAUAGAAAGGGAGAAUAUUCUUAAUUUGAUGAGGCUAGUCUCUGUUGGAGAGGCACCAGUAAACCGUGCAGUGGAUGGGGCAGAGUUUUCGUUGAAUGCGGUAUCAGCAGAGAAAUCAUUGUUGGAGGCAGCUCAUGACAGGGAGAAGGAUUUGCUAUGCGACAUAUGUGAUCUGCAGCGGAGGCUCGUGGGAGCCCAAGAAGAGCUUCAAAAGUACAAAACCAAAAAUGCAUAGAUGAACUAAAAAUGCAGAAUCAACACUGAAGUUAAAC
Cuscuta campestris is the source of this 2331-nucleotide messenger RNA. The record is from the annotation of a GenBank genome assembly. NCBI's taxonomy places the organism in Eukaryota, Viridiplantae, Streptophyta, Magnoliopsida, Solanales, Convolvulaceae.